AUGUGUGGAUGGCAAGAAUUUGUAUCAGACAUCUCGCUUGAAGAUGGACACAUCCUAGCUUUUGACUAUGAUGGUAAAAUAACUUUCAAGUUUAUACAUUUUGGACAUUCAUUGUGUGAACAAAAAAUUGCCCAACCAAGGAAUUCUCGAGUAAAUGCGAAAAAGUCAAAACUGAAAGACCAAGAUAAUUUUAAGUAUGAUGAAAAAGAAGGAGAAGAUGACAACGACGAUGAGGAAGAUGAUGAUGACACUUAUGAGGACAAUGGUGAUGAAAACAAAGAUGAUGAUAACAAUGAAGAAGAAGAUGAUGAACAAACUUAUGACAACAAUGAAGAAGAUGAUAAUGAAAACACUUAUGACGACAAUGAUGAUGAUAAGGAUGAAGAAGAAGAAGAAGGUGAGGAUGAAGGCGGUGAGAACGAUGAAAGGUUGAAGGAGCUUGUAGUGACAACUUCAUGCAAAACAAAUGAAAGAAAAUCCCUUAGGCUCAGCAAAAAGAAACAUGGGUCAACUACAGUCUCAAAAAAUGGAAAAGUGAUUACAAGAUCUGAUAUUAUUGUAUUGAAAAAAGAAAAAGAGUCUUCUUCUUCUGAAAUAUAUGAGUUGGAAAGUGAAGAGACUAUUUUUAAACACGGGAUUGUUAUGCGACCAAAAAAUCCAUAUUUUGUGACAAGAAUAAGAUUAAAGAGGCGAAAUCAACUGCAUAUUCCAGCUGAUCUGAUAAGACACUACGACAUCAAGCUUCCGCCGACAUUGAUGUUGUUGGAUCAAGAAGGGAGGCGAAAUUACGUUAAGGUGGCGACAUGGAAAGACGGGAGGACAUGGCUCACUAGGGGAUGGAAGUAUUUUGUGAAGAUCAACAAUUUAACCGAAAAAGACAGAUGUAUUUGUGAGUUUGUCAUUAAUAAUGGCAACGAAGAUUCUGAAGUUUACAUGAACAUGAUCGUUCUUCCUGCUGGUUCAUGGCUGCCUAAAUAG
Impatiens glandulifera is the source of this 978-nucleotide messenger RNA. RefSeq names its product B3 domain-containing protein At5g60140-like. The transcript is spliced from 3 exons. Gene Ontology annotation, molecular function: DNA binding. NCBI's taxonomy places the organism in Eukaryota, Viridiplantae, Streptophyta, Magnoliopsida, Ericales, Balsaminaceae. The record is from RefSeq and is a predicted model, not a curated record. Bases 1 to 978 code for a protein of 325 amino acids.